AUGAAACUACUCCCUCUCCUAGUGUUUGUGUCCAGUCUGCUGGACUAUGGCUACACUUCUCCGAACUGCAACAUGACGUGCCAUAAAGAUGCGGCGUGUGAAGUUAAGGGUGGAGUACAAGGUUGCUAUUGCUUCCCAGGAUUCACAGGAAAUGGCAUACUUUCCUGUCACGAUGAUAACGAAUGUGAAAAUGCUACACAACCUUGUGGAGAGAACGCCAACUGUACCAAUACUGUGGGGAGUUAUUACUGCAUGUGUGCAACUGGUUUCAGAUCGAGCACUGGUCAAGAGAAGUUUGUAACUAAUGAUGGAACCUUUUGUGUGGAUAUAGAUGAGUGCAGUGAAGCAGUAACCAUUGCCUGUGGAGAUCAUGCGAAAUGUGAAAAUGUGGAUGGAGGAUAUAACUGCUCCUGUAAGGAAGGUUAUCAACCAUCCACAGGAAAAUUACAGUUUAAGCCAAAUGAUGGCACUUCUUGCCAAGAAAAUCCAAAGGCAAAGUGCAAGUUACAUAAUGAUUGUAUAACUGAAAAUACUACUCAAACCUUAGCUGAAAUUAGGACUAUAAAAGAACCCUUGGCUUUCCUACAAGAAUUCAAUAGGAACACUGUGGGACAACUUUCACCUGUAGAUAUGAUUUCAUAUGUGGAAGCAUUAUCUGUAUCUUACCCAUCACUAAGUACUAUGAAUAACACAAUUUCUGACAAGGAAGCACUUACUAAUGUGACUAUUAAUGUUUUUGUUAACACCGUGAACAAUUUUGUUCAAAAGGAUAAAAUUACAGUUUGGGAAGCACUCCCUACAGAUAACAGGAGAACAAGUCUCACUAAGCUGAUGCAUGCUGCGGAACAGGCAAUGCUGCUCAUGUCACAGAACUUCAAAAAGACAACACAGCUAGAUAUUAAUGCAAGUGAAAUGGCUCUCAAGGUUUUUGCUUUUGAUUCGCACCACAUGAAACACAUUCACCCUCAUGCACACAUAGGAGGAGAUUAUAUAAAGAUAUCUCCAAAGAAAAAGGAAUCACCUAAUUCUAAUGGCACUGUUGCAGUUGUGUUUCUGAGGUAUAGCAAUAUUGGUUCUUUGCUUUCAUCAUCUAAAAACUCCUCAUCGAAAGAUAGUUCAGAGCAGAGAGAGACAGUAAGCUCAUCAGUUAUUGCUGUUGCAAUUAAUUCAAAUCCACCUACACUCUAUGAGCUUGAGAAAAUAACAUUUACUUUAAAGUACAUCAAGACUGCAGAUAAGGAUAUUAAAUGUGCAUUUUGGAACUACUCAGCAGACACAAUGAAUGGCAACUGGUCUACCGAAGGCUGUGAGCUGACACAUUCCAACACUACUCAUACCUCCUGCAAAUGUAAUCAUCUGACUCAUUUUGCUGUUUUGAUGUCUUCAGGCGGCUCUGUUGGUGUUACAAAUUAUAACAUUCUUACACGAAUCACUCAGCUAGGAAUAAUUAUUUCGUUGAUUUGCCUCUCCAUGUGCAUUUUUACCUUCUGGUUCUUCAGUGAAAUUCAAAGCACUAGAACGACAAUUCACAAAAAUCUCUGCUGCAGUCUUUUCCUGGCAGAACUUAUCUUUCUUGUUGGAAUUAAUAUGAACAAUAAUAAGCUCUUCUGUUCAAUCACUGCUGGAUUACUCCAUUAUUUCCUUUUAGCUGCCUUUGCAUGGAUGUGCAUCGAAGGCAUACACCUGUACCUUAUAGUUGUGGGAGUCAUCUACAACAAGGGAUUCUUACACAAGAACUUCUAUAUCUUUGGUUACGUGAGUCCAGCAGUGGUGGUUGGAAUUUCAGCAGCGCUAGGAUAUAAAUAUUACGGCACUACCGAAGUAUGUUGGCUCAGCACAAAGAAUAACUUUAUAUGGAGUUUUAUAGGACCAGCAUGUCUAAUAAUUCUUGUUAAUUUGCUGGCUUUUGGGGUGAUUAUUUACAAAGUAUUUCGACACACUGCAAUGUUAAAGCCAGAAGUUAGCUGUUAUGAAAAUAUAAGAUCUUGUGCUCGGGGUGCUCUUGCUCUCCUGUUCCUUCUUGGGGCUACCUGGAUCUUUGGGGUGCUCCAUGUGGUCCAGGGAUCAGUGGCCACUGCGUAUCUUUUUACAAUUUUCAAUGCGUUUCAGGGGAUGUUCAUCUUCAUAUUUCUUUGUGUUUUAUCUAGAAAAAUCCAGGAAGAAUAUUAUAGGUUGUUCAAAAAUGUUCCUUGCUGUUUCAGCUGCUUAAGGUAA
Messenger RNA from Emys orbicularis (European pond turtle), 2214 nucleotides. It is a transcript of the gene ADGRL4, whose product is annotated as adhesion G protein-coupled receptor L4. The transcript has 16 exons. Bases 1 to 2214 code for a protein of 737 amino acids. Lineage: Eukaryota; Metazoa; Chordata; Testudines; Emydidae. Gene Ontology annotation, biological process: cell surface receptor signaling pathway; adenylate cyclase-activating G protein-coupled receptor signaling pathway. Gene Ontology annotation, molecular function: calcium ion binding; G protein-coupled receptor activity. The record is from RefSeq and is a predicted model, not a curated record. Gene Ontology annotation, cellular component: plasma membrane.